UUCCUCUCCUCCUUCGUCGAUCUUCUUCCCUUGCUCCCACACACCAUGCGUGAAGAUCAGAAAAUAAUUUAACUGAAAUCAUCAGAAUAUAUACACAGUAUUAAAGUAACAGCUGUGUUCUCUCACAGAUAGUUAUUAAUGCUGCAACAAUUAACACUUCGUUCCUAAAUGAAUGAUUAACUGUGCAGGCAGGCUUCGCCAGAAACCUCCUCUCUACUGUUCAGGAUUUUCCUGUAAAAAGCCUGAAACUUUUUGGCAUCAAACCCGGGAGAGACCUGAAGGCACCCUAAAUUCAUCACGACAAAAUGACUACUCAGAAAGACAAAAUGAGAGGUGACUGCGACUGUGUUAUAUAUACAUAGCAGGUAUGUACGGAGAAUUAUAAGAGAGAGCGUGAGUGUUUGGAGUAGAAAACGGAGGAGACUUCUCGAGGGAUGGCUUUUGUGGGAGAGAACAGUGGUGGUGGUGAUGGUCUAGUAUGUCCUCAAAUGAUGAUGAAUAUGCCUUUAGUGACAAAUCAUCAUCAUCAUCAUCAAAGUGGUCAUCAUCAUUCAUUAAUAAAUCCUAAUGCUAAUGCACAUACUAAUUUAAACACUAUUAAUUCUCCUUUUCUCCCCACACCUUGCACUAAUAACAGUAGUUUCUCCUCCCCCUCCCCCUCCCUUGUUACGCUUCAAAACAUCAGCAACACUGGGUUAAGCUUUGGCCGUUAUUUCAUGGACAUCGUCGACUACAACAUUAACAACAACGAUGGUAGUUCCUCUUGUUCUUCUGUGAAAGCCAAGAUCAUGGCUCACCCCCACUACCCUCGCCUCCUUGCUGCUUACGUCAAUUGUCAAAAGGUGGGCGCACCGCGGGAAACGGUGGCGAGGCUCGAUGAAGCAUAUGCGGCGGCGGCGGCAAUGGGCGGCAACGGAGCUGGGUCGGGCUGCACCGGAGAAGAUCCGGCGCUGGAUCAGUUCAUGGAGGCGUACUGUGAGAUGCUGACAAAGUACGAGCAAGAGCUUUCCAAACUUCAGGAGGCCAUGUUCUUCCUUCAGAACAUCGAGUGUCAAUUCAAAGCUCUUACCGUUGAUUCUCCGAUUAACUUUGCUUGUGAUAAGAAUAUUGAAAGGACUGAAUCAUCUGAAGAUGACAUGGAUCUUCAAAACAGCAGAAGCUUGAUCGAUCCGCAGGUUGAGGAUAAGGAAUUGAAAGAUCAGCUUCUGCGAAAGUACAGCGGAUACUUGGGAAGCCUGAAGCAGGAGUUCAUGAAGAAGAGGAAAAAGGGAAAGCUGCCUAAAGAAGCAAGGCAACAAUUACUUGAUUGGUGGAACAGACACUAUAAAUGGCCUUACCCUUCUGAAUCACAGAAGCUGGCACUUGCAGAAUCAACAGGUCUGGAUCAGAAGCAAAUAAACAACUGGUUCAUUAAUCAAAGAAAGCGUCACUGGAAGCCUUCAGAAGACAUGCAAUUCGUGGUUGUGGAUCCAAUGCAUCCUCCCUACUUCAUGGACGACGUUCUGGGAACUCCAUAUCCCAUGGAUUUCUCUCACGCCAUGCUCUGAAAUAUUCAUAAUAAUCAUGUCUCAUGCAUAUGCAUGAGCCUUAUUCUUCUUAUAAUUAUUAGUCUGUAGUCCAUGCUAGCCGUGUCAAGAAUCAAGUCAUUAUUCAUAAGUUCACAGCUUCCCAUAUUCACUCUAAACCAUAAAUCUUAUAAUUAAACUGUAUUAUAUAAAGUGUGUGUAGAGAUUAUUUCUGCGUUUUAUGUACUACCAGAUUAUGUGGAAUAUGACGUCUAUUCUCAAGAUCAUAUAUUUUGGA
Messenger RNA from Prosopis cineraria, 1803 nucleotides. Its product is annotated as homeobox protein SBH1-like. Gene Ontology annotation, cellular component: nucleus. The record is from RefSeq and is a predicted model, not a curated record. Gene Ontology annotation, molecular function: DNA-binding transcription factor activity, RNA polymerase II-specific; DNA binding. Gene Ontology annotation, biological process: regulation of DNA-templated transcription. NCBI's taxonomy places the organism in Eukaryota, Viridiplantae, Streptophyta, Magnoliopsida, Fabales, Fabaceae.